GAAGAAACCCAUUUUCUUGAUUUGGGUUUUUCUUAGAAGAUGAAAAAAUCUAUUUUCUGAUUUGGGUUUUUCUUGGAAGAUGAAAAAACCCAUUUUCUGAUUUGGGUUUUUCUUGGAAGAUGAAGAAACCCAUUUUCUGAUUUGGGUUUUUCUUGGAAGAUGAAAAAACCCAUUUUCUGAUUUGGGUUUUUUGGGAAGCUCUCUUUCUCUGUCUCACUCAGCUCUUACUAUCUCCACAACCACAACCAGCACACAUGGCGUCUUCGAGAGGCAGCAGAGCUGAGAAGGUGAAGAGGAUAUUCGAGCAGUUCGAUUCCAAUGGCGAUGGCGGUCUCGACAGAGAAGAGAUGGCAGCACUCGUUGUGGCGGUGAACCCCCGCGUCAAGUUCAGUGACGAGCAGAUCAAUGCCAUACUCGAUGAGGUCUUCCGCACCUACUCCGACUUCAUCGACGGCCCGAAGGGCCUCACCCUCGAUGGCCUUCUCCGCACCUACGAUGAUGGUGCUGGUGAUGUCGACCGUGACUUCGACGCCCUCGACCUCCAUCUCCAGCCUUCCCCAGCUGCUCCACCUUCCGAGGCCUCCUCCUCCAUUGCAGACGAACGCGCCUCCGAGCCGCACAAGAAGCUCCGCACUGCCGCAUGGGCUGCGUCUCCCAAUCACGGGAUUGUCUAUGAUGACACGUGGAAGAUCGUCGACGACCUCGAGAUCCUGAUCAAGCGGCUCCGGACCAAGCAGAUUAAAGAUGGGAAGAUGAAGGUGGAUAAUUUGGAUGCUUUCUCUGACCCCGGGUGGUCGAGGGAGCUUGGCCCCAGUGAGUCGGAGAAGACGGUGUUGUGGGAAGAGAGCGGCCACGAUUACGUGACCUUCCUCAAGGAUUUGGCGGUCCUGAGAAGGCGGGCCGAUGCCGCGAGGUCGAGGGAGGAGGCGUUCGACGGGCACAUGGCAAUUGGGCGAGUGUUAUAUGAGUACCAGCUGUUCAAGGAGGCUUUAGUCAGCUUCAAGCGGGCCUGUGAACUGCAACCGACUGAUGUCCGGCCCCAUUUCCGGGCCGGGAACUCUCUGUAUGCUGUUGGAAUGCACAGUGAGGCGAAGGAAGAGUUUCUUCUGGCAUUGGAGGCCGCCGAGGCUGGUGGGACCCAGUGGGCUUAUCUCCUCCCUCAGAUUCACGUCAAUCUCGGAAUCACCCUCGAAGGCGAAGGCAUGGUUCUUGGCGCGUGUGAGCACUACCGAGAGGCUGCAAUCCUCUGCCCGACACAUUUCCGUGCAUUGAAGCUUCUGGGCAGUGCUCUGUUUGGGGUGGGUGAGUAUAGGGCUGCUGAGAAGGCAUUGGCAGAGGCGAUAUUCUUGAGAUCGGACUAUGCUGAUGCACACUGCGAUCUGGGGUCUGCUCUGCAUGCGAUGGGUGAGGAUGAAAGGGCGAUUCAGGAGUUCCAGAAGGCAAUUGAUCUGAGGCCGGGGCAUGUGGAUGCUCUCUACAAUCUGGGUGGGCUGUUUAUGGAUGCGGGGAGGUAUCAGAGGGCAUCGGAGAUGUAUACGAGGGUUCUGGCAGUGUGGCCCAACCAUUGGCGGGCCCAGUUGAACAAGGCAGUGGCGCUGUUGGGGGCUGGGGAGGCCGAGGAAGCCAAGAAGGCUCUGAAAGAGGCCUUUAAGAUGACGAACAGGGUCGAAUUGUAUGAUGCCAUCUCUCACCUGAAGGUGCUGCAGAAGAAACCGAAGGGGAAUGGAGGCGGGGCCGAUGGGGAGGGUGCUUUUGUUGUUGUGGAGGCGUCUAAGUUCAAAAGGGUAGGUAGGAAGACAACCAUACGGCAGGAGCUGGCCAGUGCUCUUGAGAUUAGGGCUUUCCAGAGGGUCACCAGAUUGAGCCAUUGUAAUGUGGAACUUCUCAAGAAGGAAAUGAAUGAAACCGAUGUCCCCAUUUCAUAUUCUGGUGGUGGGGCCCCUGAGAAAUCAAUCCGUAAGGCUGCAUUGGAGGGAAUCCUACGUAGAUUGCUUCGUUCUCUCAAAGCUGAGACGUUCCAAGGAGCUGUCAAAGCAAUCAAUGAGCGGAUUCUGUCUGUCUUGGAUGGCCCUGGAACUGGUCGGGUGGAUUUGGGCAUGUUCUUUGCCAUUCUUGCACCAAUCUGCAGUGGUCCUCCUGACAGGCGUAAACGGAUGGUCUUUGAUUCACUUUUAUGGCGACCCGUGAAUGAAGGUUCAGCCCAAAUUCGGAAAAUAGAUGCUGUGAAUUACAUCAAGCAAUUGAGAGUAAUUUACAUCCCUUCUCUUGGGAUUAGUGACAUAAUGGAAGUUCACGGAGAAGCAGACAGUUCAGUGAUUUCAUACCCUGAAUUCCUCGAGAUGUUUGAUGAUCCAGAUUGGGGUUUUGGCAUCAUGGGCACCUUGGUGAAGCUUGAAAAUGGUGAUAGGAACCGCCAUGGCCGCCACACGUGUGCCAUAUGUCGGUAUCCUAUAAUAGGGUCUCGAUUCAAAGAGAUGAGGUCUCGUUUCAGCUUAUGUAACCGCUGUUAUAGCGAAGGGAAGGUGCCGUCCACAUUCAAGCAGGAAGAGUAUAAGUUCAAAGAAUACGGAAAGUUACUCCUUAACAAGAGCGAUCCAUUUUGGCAAAACGAAGAUCUUCCCACUUUGAGCUCCUGCCUAACCACCAAAAUUAUCAGGUGUGGAACAAAAACUGUUUGUGCAGCUUUUAAAGAAAUGUCAGCACAUCUAUAUGAAUCUCAUCGUGCAAAGCCUUCUUAUAUCAACAGGAAAUUUUGAUAGUGUAAAUUUGCCAGAACAGCAGGAGGAGCUCUCUCUCAGAUGCAAGAGGUAGUUUGGAACAAAAACUAAACAAGGUGGGUUGGCAUUGGAAGCUUGAGAGGUUUUUUUGUCAUAAUCCCUUUGAUUUAGAUUCGAACUUUGCUGUUUUUGUUCCCAGUUUUGGUCUCAACGUUAUGAAAUGCCACCCUUCUGAUCUCUCUUUAUUUUACCAAUAUCAAAUCUAAGUUAUGUUCCUUGGCUUAUUUUUGAAAAUGAUGAAAAUACUCUCGAAGAAGUGGUCAUUAUCUCUGUACAUAUUGAUGGAAGGAUUAGUCUAGAUGAUUGCCCACCAUCUUGGAACGCUCCAUAUUGUUGUCCACCUACCCUUGAAUGUUCUAGAUUGUUGUCCACUGUCUUGUAAAGGUCCAGAUUGGUGUACAUGUGCUUUUGAAUUGACAAAAUAGCUGUUCACCUACUUUCAAACAGUCCAAAUUGCUAGCCACCUAGUGUUGAACAAUCUAGAUCACUGCUCACUAACUCGGAAUGGUUCAGAUUGCUGUCCACGUACUUUUCUAAGGUUCAGAUCUUGUCCAAGAUUAUCACUUCUUAUGGGCAUUUUUGUCAUUUUCAAGAAUAGGCUAAUGACCUGAUAGAAAAUGGUAAGACAAGAGACCCCUAAAAAUGUGGAUAGUUUUGUAUAUUUUUCAUGUAAGGUACUACACCAUUGGGAUACGGACACAUCGGUUAUUGCAUGGGAUAUAUCGGUUGAAUCAUGUAAUGUAUUGUUGUUAUUGGGAAACAUUGGAAAAUUGGUUGAUUUUUUUCAAUGAAA
This is a messenger RNA of Magnolia sinica, 3570 nucleotides long. RefSeq lists its product as uncharacterized. Bases 255 to 2756 code for a protein of 833 amino acids. The transcript is spliced from 4 exons. Gene Ontology annotation, cellular component: plasma membrane. The record is from RefSeq and is a predicted model, not a curated record. Lineage: Eukaryota; Viridiplantae; Streptophyta; Magnoliopsida; Magnoliales; Magnoliaceae. Gene Ontology annotation, molecular function: protein binding; calcium ion binding.